This is a messenger RNA of Folsomia candida, 2239 nucleotides long. RefSeq names its product inactive selenide, water dikinase-like protein (gene Sps1). The record is from RefSeq and is a predicted model, not a curated record. The transcript is spliced from 9 exons. NCBI's taxonomy places the organism in Eukaryota, Metazoa, Arthropoda, Collembola, Entomobryomorpha, Isotomidae. Gene Ontology annotation, biological process: L-selenocysteine biosynthetic process. Gene Ontology annotation, molecular function: selenide, water dikinase activity; ATP binding. Gene Ontology annotation, cellular component: cytoplasm.
UUUCCACAUCUUCUCGCACUUUCCAUCCCACUCCAGUCUCGGGCUACGCACUGAACUUUGCCAACAACUGCUGCUUGCACACUCGUUUUCGUUCACCCUUCUUCAUCCCCGGUCGUUCAAAGACGAGGAGGAAUUUUUGUAAAUUCGGAAAACCACCCCCCUCCAAAAACUCACACCUUUCAAGAUGGCGGACAUGAACGAUGGGACGAUACUUCAGGCGGAGGAAUUGAUUCCAGUUGCAACAGAGUCCGAAGCGGAAUGCCUGGAAUUGGGGGGUGCAGGGUCACUUGCGAGACGACCGUUCGAUCCAGUUGCUUGUGAACUGGAUGCGACUUUCCGCCUAACAAAAUAUGCUGAUUUAAAAGGAUGAGGGUGUAAAGUCCCCCAGGAGGUUCUCACGAAACUCUUGGAGGGAAUACAAGAUGACCCCAGCGCCACCCAAGAAUACAUGCAGUUAGGAGGGGGAGUACCUACGCUGGGUAUUGGGAUGGAUGCUUGUGUGAGUCCACUACGUCAUGCUGGUUUUUGUGUAGUUCAAACUACUGAUUUUUUCUAUCCACUCGUUGAUGAUCCAUAUAUGCAAGGCAAAAUUGCAUGUGCCAAUGUUCUCAGCGAUUUAUAUGCUAUGGGAGUGACUGAAUGUGACAACAUGUUGAUGCUGAUGGGCGUCUCAACAAAGCUGACUGAUAAGGAAAGAGACGUCGUAGUUCCCUUAAUGAUGCGAGGGUUCAAGAAUGGAGCUGUCGAAGCUGGCACAAACGUUCGAGGAGGACAAACUGUUUUAAAUCCUUGGCUCACAGUGGGUGGUGUUGCCACCUCGGUUUGUCAAACUCCAGAAAUCAUCAUGCCUGAGAAUGCUGUCCCUGGAGACGUUCUAGUAAUGACAAAGCCAUUAGGGACUCAGGUUGCAGUUAACGCGCACCAGUGGCUUGAUAUGCCAGAAAGAUGGAACCGUAUCAAGUUGGUAGUAAAUGAAGAUGAUGUUCGCAAAGCAUAUAAUAGAGCAAUGGACUCUAUGGCCAGACUGAAUAGAACUGCUGCGCGUUUGAUGCACAAGUACAAUGCUCAUGGUGCGACCGAUGUCACUGGUUUUGGACUCUUGGGCCACGCACAAAAUCUUGCUCGAAAUCAAAAGGCAGAAGUUUCAUUCGUCAUUCAUAACCUUCCAGUGAUAGCUAAAAUGACUGCUGUUGCCAAGGCUUGUGGAAAUAUGUUUCAAUUAUUGCAAGGAUUAUCAGCAGAGACAUCAGGUGGGCUUUUGAUUUGUUUACCAAGAGAACAAGCGGCAGCAUAUUGUAAAGAUAUCGAAAAGCAAGAAGGUUAUCAAGCGUGGAUCAUCGGAAUCGUUGAAAAGGGUAACCGUACGGCGAGAAUCAUCGACAAACCUCGAGUCAUUGAAGUUCCUGCAAAGGAAAAAGAAGGCGAGCUGUGGUAGCUUACCUUGCCACAAAAACUGCUUACCUCUUACCUUUCCACCAGCACUAUGACUGCAUCAGCGCAAAACAAUAUGUCGUAAAUAAUUUUCUUAAUAAGGCUAUUAUCUUAUUAGCGUUAUAUAGUAAUACAUUGUAAUUGCCUUCACCUUCCUACAAAAAUUAUAGGUUCUCAAUUAACGAUAUAUUUGGACUUUUUGUACCCGAGAGAUUUCUAUCAACAUACAUAUGGAUGUAUUUACAUACUACAAAGUAUUCAAUCUUUAAGUACAUUAUUUUAUGUUUUAUUGUUCUAAUCUGUUUAAGUUGAGAGAUUUUUCACAACCAGAAGUACACAAAAACCAGCGCACCGUUAUCGUCUUCAUCCGUAGUUACGAAAAGUAUUUUUACGCCGUUAAUUAGACCAUUACUCGACGUUAUGUUGUUCCUGCAACACAAAAUUUAAUGCAACUUCAAAAGCCGUUCCAUGUUUAUGGAAUUCAAAAUUGUCAAUUUUUAGAUGAGUUCAAUUUCGUUGUAUGUUUUGAAGUACGCACGAAACUUUGUUAUUUUUUAAAUUCCAACCAUUGUACUACUCGAACCAGGGUAUGAUAGAGUUGUUGCAUUGUAUGAUUGUAAUGGGGCAAAUGGUAUGACGCCAACCCCAUUGCAGGAUUUUUAUAAAUGACCUCUCUGUUGUGACUGCUGGGUGUUCGACGUUUGUGCUUAAAAUAAGUUCUGGGAAUAAGCUCUCGAAUUCUUGUUAUCUUGUUUACUUCAAAAUGUUAAGACAACCUAUUUCUUCAAUAAAUUUAAUAUUUCAUGUA